Messenger RNA from Sander lucioperca (pikeperch), 3802 nucleotides. Its product is annotated as glutamine-rich protein 1. The transcript is spliced from 12 exons. The record is from RefSeq and is a predicted model, not a curated record. Bases 462 to 2990 code for a protein of 842 amino acids. NCBI's taxonomy places the organism in Eukaryota, Metazoa, Chordata, Actinopteri, Perciformes, Percidae.
CUCUGGAUGGGAACUCUUGUUAACAGAACACCGCGGCAGGCCGUCGCAAGCAGUCUUUAGAGGAGUCGCGUUGUUUUCGGGGCCUAUACUUCCGUCAUUUUAUAUCUCACUGGAUAAAUACAGUGGAGGUUUUUGUAUGUAUCGUUGUGUGGUGUAUGUCGUAGCAAUACCACUCGGAAUUCAACUGGAUACAUAAAUCUGUGCUUUACUGGAGCUGUGAAACUUGUUUUACUCCGAAGCGUGCCCGGAGACGUCAGACCUCGCCUGCUCGCUGCUGCUGUUACAUUUUUAUCGCAAUCUAAACAGCAUUGUUUGCGGGAUUACACCGUCACUACACGCACUAUGUAGCGAAGUGAAUGGUGUGCUGGUGGUAGCUGUUAGACGUUUAUUGGCUUUUUAGUUUUAAACACCGUGCCUUGGCGGAAAGGAGAGGAUUUCGUUUUAUUUAAGGUCAAUUGAGGAUGAAUGAGCAGGGCAGUGGCGUCGUUUCCUUUGAUGAGUAUGUGCGGCAGAAGGCCCGCACUGUGCCUCAACACAGGAUGAAGGAGUUCCUGGAGUCUCUCGCCAAGGGCCCAGAGGUGAUGCAGGAGUUCAGCCAGCAGGAAGGUGCAGCCACCACCACAGCCAUGGUGUACCAGCAGCAGGGUACCAACUGUGUCUACGCAGACAGUACAGAGGUGGCUGGCUCUCUCUUAGAGCUGGCUUGUCCGGUACAGGUGACCUCAGCAGAGAUUUCACCUCAUCUGUCUGUGCAUCAAGAGUCUGAACAGCAGCUUCAGGUGCAGGUUCAGAUUCAGGAACAGCAGGGCCAAUCAGUUGGCCAGGUUCUUCAGGUGGCCUCCCCCUCACAACAAGACCUGCAGGGAAUCUCAACAGCCCAUUUUGUCCAGCAGGGAGAGCUCACAGAGGAGCAGCAGCAGCAGAUUCAGGCACAGCUGGUUGCUGCUGUAGCUCGAGGACAACAAAUCCAGUUGUCAAGUGGACAACAAAUCCAGUUACAAGGAACGCAGCAUAUUCAGCUGCCAGGUGGCCAGCAAAUUCAACUUCAGGCUGGCCAACAUAUUCAGCUACAGGAUGGCCAACAUUUUCAGCUACAGGAUGGCCAACAUUUUCAGCUACAGGAUGGCCAUUUUCAGCUACAGGAUGGCCAGCAAAUUCAGCUACAGGAUGGCCAGCAAAUUCAGCUACAGGACGGCCAGCAAAUUCAGCUACAGGAUGGCCAGCAAUUUCAGCUACAGGAUGGCCAGCAAAUUCAGCUACAGGAUGGCCAGCAAAUUCAACUACAUGGUGGCCAGCAAAUUCAACUACAAGGUGGCCAAAAAAUUCAGCUACCGGGUGGCCAACAAAUUCAGCUACAGAGGGGCCAACAGAUCCAGAUUCAGACCAUAGAGGCCAUGUCUCCUUCGCAACAACAGGACUCAGCCAGGGAAGCAGAGAGGAGGUCCGCCACUGUCCCAACUGUUCUCCAACCUGCCAAGAAGCGCAAGAUGGAUGUCCCUCUAUCUGUGUCUUAUGCUGUUACACAGGGGCAGCAGGUGGCCACAGUUCUAACCAUCCCUCAAGGGCAGCAGCAGAGCUAUGUGUCCCUACGACCAGAUUUGCUCACUGUUGACAGCGCUCAACUGUACAGCACUACAGGAACAAUCACGGGUCCCACAGGUGAGACCUGGACCAUCCCUGUGUACUCCACUCCACAGCAGCAGGGGGUAACUCACAUUGCCAUACCACAGGACACAUACAGCACAAUGCAAGUUGCCACCACCAACGGUAAGGACAAAAUGUCCCCCAAUUCCUCAUCAAGGUCUGCAGAUGUGCAGUCGGCCUCCACUGGGACGCAGGAAGAAAUAGUACAGACCCUGUUCCCAGCGCAGUUCAUGAACGGGAACAUUCACAUCCCCGUGGCAGUGCAGACUGUAGGAGGGACUUACAACGCUGCACAGUCGGUACACAUAUGGGACCCAAAUAAACAGCAGAGCCAAGGAGAAGAGGGACAAGAGCCGCAGCUCCAUCUGCAGGGUCACAUAGAGACGGAGUCUCAUGCUGAACCGCCCACAGAGAUCAUGGUUCCUGUCUGCCUGAAGCCCGAGGAAGGCCUGGAAGUCUGGCGCCUUUGGGUGAACCGAAAAAACGCGGAGCUAAACAAGCAGGAAAAGAACAAGCUUGCACCCAUAGGACGUCGUCAGCCCCUGCGUUUUCAAGAAGACUUGGUGUCCAGCGCAGUAGCUGAGCUAAACUUGGGUCUUUCCCUGAUGACACAGGAGGCACGAGGAUCAGACGAAGAGCAAUUCACAUCCGAUGUUCUCUAUUAUGUUUUCUUGUGCAUACAAAAGUAUCUCUCCGAAAAUGGACGUGUGGACGAUAUUUUCUCUGAUCCGUAUUACACACGUUUUUGUGGGUGUUUACACAAAAUCCUGGAUGGUUGGAAACCCAGUGUCCAUCCUUUAGGUUAUGUCAUCCCAAGUCAUGUAACAGAGGAGAUGCUGUGGGAGUGUAAACAGCUUGGUGCACAUUCACCAGCCACAUUGCUUACAACUCUAAUGUAUUUCAACACUAAGCAUUUCCACCUGACAACACCCGAACAGCACAUGAAAGUAGCUUUCUCUAAGGUCCUAAGACACACAAGGAAGAACCCCACUAAUGCCAAGGACAAAGCGACCAGCAUCCGCCUUCUCAAAGGGCAAGGCCCACAAAGUGCAGGACAGAACGGCGCUCAAUACAAAACUGAUGACAUGUAUGAAGAGCAGGCUGAGGAUCCUGAGAAUCCCCUUCGCUGCCCCAUUAAACUUUAUGACUUUUAUCUCUUCAAAUGUCCUCAAAGUGUUAAGGGACGCAACGAUGCAUACUACAUGACUCCAGAGCCUGUCGUUGCACCAAACAGUCCGAUGUGGUACUCAUCUCAGCCCCUCACGAGUCAGCAAGUUGAGCACGUGCUGGCCCGCAUCAUCGUGGUCCGAGAGAUCCAGGAGAUAAUCGGCGUUGGACCGGACUGACUGGACUCACAGAAACUUGUUCUCCAGUCACUGAUUGUUGACUAUGCAGUAUCCAUCCUGACUCUAUAAACCUCAAUGACCAUCAUCUCAAAUCAAAAGGAACAAUCAUUUCUCUGAGGAGUGCAUCAUAAAAGCAGAGAUUUUUUUUUUUCCCUCUUCUUACAUUUUCUGUUUUCAGCUGAUGGUUUGGACUGUUCUUUCUUUUGACUACCUUUUUUGUAAGCCAUUGCCUCUGUAACCUUUUAAACUGGCAAGUAAGGGAGGCUUUAGUCUUACCGCUGCUGGACUUUGAUUGACCUCCUGCCCUCUCGACUCAGCAGAUGUGGUACAUUUUCCUAUAAAAGUAUCAAUUUGAGGAUAUAACCCUUCAGUACUUAACCUCACAGAGCAUUUAACACAUAUUACGUCUCUUCAAAGUCCCACUAUGAUACAUGACGUCUUAAUGGACAAUUACAGGGACUUCUUCUCACAAUUGUUUUGUAUACUGACUGCAUUUUGGAUCACAUAAUUGAUACAUUCAAAACUGAAGAACUUGUGCCUGUUUUCAAAAAUGACGUCAUUAUUUAUGCUUGUGGAUCAUUAAGUGAGUCGAACCUCAGAUAUUCACAAGGUCAAAGUGCUAUAUUGUGGUCAUUCAGGAGAUUGGAAACUUUUUUUUUCUCAGGUCAAAGCUAGUGAUUUAAACACCAUCAAGGAUUUUUGCCAACUUAUUCCUGUAUGUAUAGUAGGUUAUUAAACAGGACAUGCAGAUGGAAAAGUCUUUGUUUAGCUAACAGUAUUAAUCCUUGUCUCAAAAGUCAUGACAAGCAAUU